Chrysoperla carnea is the source of this 1491-nucleotide messenger RNA. It is a transcript of the gene Spf45, whose product is annotated as splicing factor 45. Gene Ontology annotation, biological process: mRNA cis splicing, via spliceosome; alternative mRNA splicing, via spliceosome. The transcript is spliced from 5 exons. The record is from RefSeq and is a predicted model, not a curated record. NCBI's taxonomy places the organism in Eukaryota, Metazoa, Arthropoda, Insecta, Neuroptera, Chrysopidae. Bases 82 to 1404 code for a protein of 440 amino acids. Gene Ontology annotation, molecular function: RNA binding. Gene Ontology annotation, cellular component: precatalytic spliceosome.
AACAAAAUUUGUUUGUUAGGUUAAGUUCGAUAACAAAUUUCGAUGUUGUGCUGAUAGUGAAAAUAAAAUAAAUGUUUAAAAAUGUCUCUGUACGAUGAUUUUGAUAAUAUUAAAACACGGGCGACUGAAAAAGUAGCAGGAUGGUCGUCUGGCAUAAAAUUACUUCAAUCACAGUUACAAUUAAAGAAAGCUGCUACGACACAACCGAAACGGGAACAAUUGCGACGUGCUAAUCAAGUGCUUGCUCCCGUUAUUGACUUGAAAUCGAAAAAAGAAGAUGAUGAUAUUUAUCCAAAUUUAUCGGCAAUUAUAUUCCCAACACCAAAACAGCGAAAAUCAUCGGGAAUACCGAAGAAAGCACAAUAUCCAGCUGAUUUAGAUUGGGAUUUUGAUGAGGAGUACGAUCCAUUCUGGCCGAAUGAUUAUGAAAAAGUUGUGAAAGAUUUACGUAUGUUACGUGAUCGUGAAAAUGAGCAACGUCAAGAGGAAAAAGAGAAAAAACGUGAUCGUAAACGUAAAUCACGUUUUGCUGAAGCCGAAGCCGAUCAAAGCUCAAAACAUUCACCAGUACAAAUGAGUUCACCGCUAUCCAGUUCAAAUAUUUCCUCAUUAAAUUCAGAUCGAGAUGCAACGUCCUUAUCGUCAUUGGCCGCGAAUUCUGGUUUUGCUGGACGAUGGAAUGAUGAUGAAGAGGAAUUUAAUCCAGAACCACCACAAUCACGUUCGUCCUCUGGUGGUGGAGUUGCUAUUGCACCCCCACCUAGUUUACAAGAAUCAUCUAAUUCAGAUUCACCGCCAAAUGUUAAUAAAGGUCCUCUGGCCGGUAUUAGUUAUGGUGCUAGUUCUGUUGCCGCCAAAAUUAUGGCGAAAUAUGGAUUUAAGGAAGGACAAGGUUUGGGUAAAAAAGAACAAGGUAUGUCGAUUGCAUUACAAGUCGAAAAAACUUCGAAACGUGGUGGACGAAUUAUUCACGAAAAAGAAAUAUUAAUGCCUCCACCACCUGUCCCAGCUACAUCAGGUCCCACAAUUGAAGGACAGGAUAGCCAUGAUGGUAACAGUCAAGAAGCAAAAGCACAAGAACCUUCUAUUACAGAAAUAAUGCGAUCACCCAGUAAAAUUGUUUUACUUCGAAAUAUGGUUGGACCUGGUGAAGUUGACGACGAUCUAGAACCAGAAGUGAAGGACGAAUGUAAUUCUAAGUAUGGUGAUGUGAUUAAAGUUAUUAUUUAUGAAGUUCAAACACAAACUGCUGAAGAAGCUGUACGGAUAUUCGUGGAAUUUAAACGAAUUGAAAGUGCAAUUAAAGCUGUUGUUGAUUUAAAUGGACGAUUUUUUGGAGGGCGUACAGUCAAAGCUGGUUUUUAUGACGCUGAAAAAUUUAAUAGUCUUCAGUUAUUAGACUAAUAAGCGUGGACAAUAUUCAUCCAUUAUGUUUUGAAAUUUAAACGUCUGAAAAGUUCAUAAGACUGGAAAACAAAAUGGUAGGAUGAA